CGACACUUUCGUAACCCACCAUGACCAACGAUGAGCACACAACCGUUCGCCAUUACUACCAGUACUCCCCCCCGGGAGUGAAGCGCGUCAUUAAGUCGGGGAGUAGUGCAUGGAUUGGUGAGGUGGACGAUUCCGCCGUCUUGAAAUAUCCCCUGGCCGCUAGCGAGAACUUGGAGCUUCUCGAGGCCGAGAGAAAGAUGCUGGAAGCUAUCCCGCCGCAUAAGAACAUCCUGGGGUUCAAAGGCUCCACCGACGCGGGAAUCUACCUGGAACGCGCCCCGAACGGCACUGUCGCCGAAUACAUCCUCGACUCGGGCAAGCCGCUUUCCCUCCAGCAGCGGCUGGCCUGGUGCCGCGAGACUGCCGAGGCACCUACCAACCUGCUCCUAGACAAAGACCUACACGUCAAACUCUCCGACUUCCAGGGCAAGCUCCUGGCUGAGGACGGCACAGUGCUCGUCGACGGCCGUAGUAUGGAGCCCUACCGCUUCUCGCUACCCCGGGACGACUUCCGCGCCGACGUCAAGACGGACCUGUUCGCGCUAGGGUGCACUAUCUACUUCAUCCUCUUAGGCCACACUAUCUUCCCAGACAUCGACGACAGAGAUGACGAGGCCUAUGCGAAGGUGGAGGAGAGGCUCGCCAAGAAGGAGUGGCCUCGGGUACACCAAGUAUGUAGUGCGGUCACCCUGAAAUGCUGGGAGCAGCAGUACGAAUCCGCGGCGGACGUGGUUCGGGAUCUCGAGGCUAUCGAACGGGAACACCGGGGUCGGUUUGGAAUCAGGCUCUAA
Messenger RNA from Chaetomium strumarium, 791 nucleotides. Its product is annotated as kinase-like domain-containing protein. The transcript has 3 exons. The coding region runs from base 21 to 791 and encodes 256 amino acids. The record is from RefSeq and is a predicted model, not a curated record. NCBI's taxonomy places the organism in Eukaryota, Fungi, Ascomycota, Sordariomycetes, Sordariales, Chaetomiaceae.